AAAUUCGGCUAACCCUACUAUACUACUGUUCAUUGAAGUACAUGUUAGAAGGUAACCACGGAAUUUAGAACACUGAAGACUGGUUACACUGUGUCAUGUCCCUCUCAAGAGCGAAGUCACUCGCCAAUGUUGACACUUUGUAUUCGGCGGACUCCAUAGAGUUCUGUCCGUUCGAAGGCUUUCAGGAUCUUUUGGUUUGUGGUACUUAUCAGAUAGUGGAGCCGGAAAAUGGCGGAAGAAGAGUGGACGCGGAUGUUUCGGACGACGAACAGGCUCCAAAGCAAACGCAGAGAGUUGGGAGAUUAUUACUAUUCCAGGUUGGUCACGGACACCAGUUACAAGAGUUGCAGAGAAUUGAGACAUCUGCAAUACUAGACAUCAAAUGGUCUCCUAAUCCUACGGGAGAGCCACAACUGGCAGUUGCAGAUGCAAAAGGGCGCAUCACGGUCUUUGGGCUUGAUGUGGAGACCAAACAUUUGAGGGAAGUGCAAAGAUUAGAUGUUGCGGACGAGACAAAACUAUGCCUGUCGCUUGAUUUUUCGAACAGGCGCAAUUUGUUGUCACCCUCAGAAAUCAUAACUUCCGUUUCCAGUGGUUCUCUAGCUCACCUCAUUCCCACCACGUCUGGUUAUGUGCUUUCUUCGUCUUGGUCAGCGCACGAUUAUGAGCCUUGGAUCACUGCUUUUGAUAUUGAUGAUCCGAAGACGGUGUGGUCAGGAGGCGAUGACUGCAAGCUGAAACGAUGGGAUCUAAGAGAACCAAGUAGGCCAACAUUCGUCAAUAAAAAUUUUGAGGCGGGAGUAACAACAAUUACACCUUCACCUCAUACACCUAAUCUAUUGGCUGUUGGCUCGUAUGAUGAGAAGCUUCGCUUUUUUGAUGCUCGCUCGGCUAUGGAACCUCUCCUAACCAUCCCGAUGGGUGGUGGCAUCUGGCGGACUCGAUUUCACCCACGGGCUGAAAGGGCAGGAGAUCUUCUCGUGGCAUGUAUGCAUGCCGGCUUCAAGACUGUGCACAUCUCUCAGGGUAUGACUGGCGGUGAUUGGGAAUCAGACUAUAACAUGAAUGGAUCAGUGGUGAAGAUAUUUGAAGGGCAUUCGUCUUUAGCAUACGGUGCCGACUGGAGUAGGUUGCCCAUGGAAGAAGGGGAAAGCCUUGUGGGCACAUGUUCAUUCUAUGAUCAUACCAUGCACCUUUGGCAGGCUUGAUGGGAGUUGAUAUGUUUACAUAUAUGCAUUACAACUUCUGCG
Messenger RNA from Cryptococcus deneoformans JEC21, 1250 nucleotides. RefSeq lists its product as hypothetical. Gene Ontology annotation, molecular function: protein binding. The transcript has 8 exons. NCBI's taxonomy places the organism in Eukaryota, Fungi, Basidiomycota, Tremellomycetes, Tremellales, Cryptococcaceae. The coding region runs from base 96 to 1208 and encodes 370 amino acids. The record is from RefSeq and is a predicted model, not a curated record.